This is a messenger RNA of Alternaria atra, 927 nucleotides long. RefSeq lists its product as uncharacterized. Bases 1 to 927 code for a protein of 308 amino acids. NCBI's taxonomy places the organism in Eukaryota, Fungi, Ascomycota, Dothideomycetes, Pleosporales, Pleosporaceae. The record is from RefSeq and is a predicted model, not a curated record. The transcript has a single exon.
AUGCAUUUCAACCCUGCAAAAGACAUAUCCGAUCUAUCGGGAAAGACUAUCGUCGUGACGGGUGGUAGCAGUGGUCUCGGCAAAGAAAGCGUCCUUCAACUUGUCAAGCACAACCCAGAUAAGGUGUAUCUCGCAGCCCGAACCAGCAAGCGAGGCAAUGCAGCAAUCGAAGAGAUUGAAAAAGAAGUGCCCUCAGCAAAGGGAAGAAUACAUUAUCUCGAGCUGGACAUGGCAUCUUUCGCGUCCGUCAAGCAAGCCGCCGAUCGUAUCGUGUCCGAGAACAACCGAAUUGACAUUCUAAUGAACAACGCCGGAACGACUGGUAACCCCGCCAACCUGACCAGCGAUGGCUACGAGAUCCAAUUCGGCAGCAAUUACAUGGGACCUACUCUCUUCACCAAGCUCCUCUUCCCACUACUCCAGCGUACCGCCGAGCAACCAAACAGCGACGUUCGCAUCAUCAACCUCAGCUCCGAACUCUUCAAGCAAGCCCCUAAAGAGGGUAUCCUAUUCCCCACACUCACAACACCUGCUGAGGAAUUGAGCUCCGUGGCUCGCUACGGCCAGUCGAAACUAGCAAACUACUACUUCAGCAGGCUUUGCGCCCAGAAAUAUCCCAACAUGACGUCCACCGCUCUACACCCGGGCGUUGUCAACACGGGCAUUUGGGAUAACUUGAAGACGAGACGGCCUGUGCUAGGAACGUUGUUUUCUAUCGUGUGUAGUCCCUUUUUGACUAGUGUUCCCGAGGGUGCGAAGAUGCAGUUGUGGUCCAGUACCGCACCGAAGAGCCAGGUCAAGAAUGGUGCUUUCUACACGUCGGCGGGUAAUGGUAAGGAGUACACGCAAGCGAUACUCAACAACGACAAGCUUGCGAACGAGUUAUGGGACUGGACGGAGAAGGAGUUUGCAAAGCAUGGGUAUUAA